AUGUCACAAUCUCACCACCCAGCGAUGAGGUAUUUUACUGCUGUCUCGAGAUCGAAUUAUUACUGUAGAGAGAUUUUUUUUCUAUUUCAUUAACAGAUUAUUAUAAAGCAAUAAGCUUGCAGGAAGACAAGCAGACGUUUUACCUUGGGAAUUAAUGAAAGCGUGCCUGCUAUCUCUUAAGGGGUGAAGAGUGGGUAGUUGUUUAAAAAUCUUACCCCACCCACGCAAAAAAACUCUUUGGAAAUGGGAGAAUCGAGACGUGGAUGAUUCUUGAGGCGUUCCUAAUCACCAGGUGUCAGACUAUGUGGUGUUUGUGGACUGGUCUAACGUGCCAAAUCAAAGAUCAGCAGGGAAAAAUCAUUUGAGAAGAAUUCUACAAGGCGCAUCCAAUGCUUAGCAGGACCACCCUGACAGAGAAAGGAAGACGAUGUUUCGGGAAGGCGAGGGUUCGGGGCAGCUGGGGCGGAGGCGGCCGUCCCCGGCACGAUGGCUUCGUGCGCUGCCCUAGGGGGAGAGGAUGGGCCUGAGGUCCGGGAAGAGCCUUCCCGAGACCCCCACUGCCAAUGCGGGGAGGGAAAAGUUCCGAAGCUGCCUCGAGGGAACAAAAGCCUGAUUUGGGGCCGGCUGAACUGGACAGGACACUGAAGCAAGCCAGUCUGCUCCGGAGACAGGCAGGGGCUCCUGCUGGCUCGGCGGAGGCCGGAGCCACCCUCGCCGCCGCCCUCGCCACCGCGCCGCCGCCGCCGCGGCCCCUGCGUUACUGGGGGAGACGGUGCCGCUGCGACAGGGGAGGACGCGGCUGGAGCUGAAGGAGGCUCCAACGCGCAGGCGCCGCCGAGCCCUGCCUGGAUGCUCAGUCAAGGCACUCAGGAAAAAAAAAUCAGCAAUUUAUAGAAAGAAGAAGCUAUAGUCUGUCGGGAUAUCCAACACCAACAGUACAUUCAGACAAUGCAUCUUCUAAAGCUUACUGAGAAUUCGGUUUCCGGAAACCUUUGCAAAACUGAGGAAUAUGAGACUGCGAAUCACGAGUACCCUUCCCUUGCAGCACAGAAGCAAUCUCUUCCCAUCUUCGAAUAUUCUGAUGGCAAAUCAAACGGAAGGCAAGAGGAAGCUUGGCCACAGAUUGGAUUGGAUCUCUUUGUGGAUUACAUUUUCAGUAAAAUGUGUGGAUCGAUCUUUUCCUUGUUCUUCUAUCUAGAUCAUAAGACUUGACUGAGGCUGUCUCCUUAUCCUCCAUCCAUCUAUGGCGAACUAUAGCCAUGCAGCUGACAACAUUCUGCAAAAUCUCUCGCCUCUAACAGCCUUUCUGAAACUGACUUCCUUGGGUUUCAUAAUAGGAGUCAGUGUGGUGGGCAACCUUCUGAUCUCCAUUUUGCUAGUGAAAGAUAAGACCUUGCAUAGAGCUCCUUACUACUUCCUGUUGGAUCUGUGCUGCUCAGACAUCCUCAGAUCUGCAAUUUGUUUUCCAUUUGUAUUCAACUCUGUGAAAAAUGGCUCCACCUGGACUUACGGGACUCUGACUUGCAAAGUGAUUGCCUUUCUGGGGGUUUUGUCCUGUUUCCACACUGCCUUCAUGCUCUUCUGCAUCAGCGUCACCAGAUACUUAGCCAUCGCCCAUCACCGCUUCUAUACAAAGAGGCUGACCUUUUGGACGUGUUUGGCUGUGAUCUGCAUGGUGUGGACUCUGUCUGUGGCCAUGGCCUUCCCCCCAGUUUUAGAUGUAGGCACCUACUCAUUCAUUAGGGAGGAGGAUCAGUGCACCUUCCAACAUCGCUCCUUCAGGGCUAACGAUUCCCUAGGAUUUAUGCUGCUCCUCGCUCUCAUCCUCCUAGCCACACAGCUUGUCUACCUCAAGCUGAUAUUUUUUGUCCACGAUCGAAGGAAAAUGAAGCCAGUCCAGUUUGUAGCAGCAGUGAGUCAGAACUGGACCUUCCAUGGCCCUGGAGCCAGUGGCCAGGCAGCUGCCAAUUGGCUAGCAGGAUUUGGAAGGGGUCCCACACCACCCACCUUGCUGGGCAUCAGGCAAAAUGCGAAUACCACAGGCAGAAGGCGGCUAUUGGUCUUGGAUGAGUUCAAAAUGGAAAAAAGAAUCAGCAGAAUGUUCUAUAUAAUGACUUUCCUCUUCCUAACCUUGUGGGGUCCCUACCUGGUGGCCUGCUAUUGGAGAGUUUUUGCAAGAGGGCCUGUAGUACCCGGGGGAUUUCUAACAGCCGCUGUCUGGAUGAGUUUCGCCCAAGCAGGAAUCAAUCCCUUUGUCUGCAUUUUCUCCAACAGGGAGCUGAGGCGCUGUUUCAGCACAACCCUUCUUUACUGCAGAAAAUCCAGGUUACCAAGGGAACCUUACUGUGUUAUAUGAGGGAGCAUCUGUAAAUCUUUAGCCUUGUGAAACACUAACCCUCUCUGCUAAGCAAUUGUGGCCUGUAGCCAUGUCUUGAGAAGAAAAUCAAGGAUGGGAUCAGCAGUUACAAGGAUUUGGGCAACAUUCUGCAGUCUUUGCAAUAGUUCACCUAUAAUCCUAUUUUAAAUCUCAGAGUGAUCCUGCUGACUGCUGGCAAAGGUUUGUAAUUAAGAAAGGACAGAACCACUGCCCUAAGUUUCUUUCUGUGGGUGAACACUAGAUAAUGAAAGUAGCAGGUGCUAAGUAUCAGUGCUAAUGCUGUGUAUAUCAUUACAUAUGAAAAAGAACUUUAAAAAACAAUUAGCAUUGGACAUUUUAAUAAAUUAAGUUGACAUGAAGUAAAUGUGUUGAUAAAAGCUAAUUUUAGAAGUUUGAAGACUUUAAAACAUUUCAUACUAUUUUUGUUUUGCAAAGACUACACUACUGGGGGACUUAACAGUACUGUAAUUCUUAAAAGAUGUGCCAUGAAUUAUUGGGGUACACCACUUUAAACACGCCUUGUAAGUUUGGGGGAGCAUUCCAAAGCAGUAUAUUGGUUCCAAUUAGAGUUUACCUUUUUUGUAUUAAUAUAUUGCUAUUUCUAAAUGCCACUUUCCUUCCCUACCAGUGAAAUUGCUAGCAUUGAACUGUAUUAUGUGUUUUUUGUUGAUUCAGUAAAAAAAAAAAAAAAAAGAAAAGUUUCCAGUUUGUUUCUAUUUUACAAAUGCUAGAUAUCUCUCUGGGAGGCAACAUGAAUGGAAUCAACUGACCAGAGCUGAGCAGUUCUAAAAAUGCAGAAUAAACACGUGUUGCCUUAAAGGGUUAUCUAGUGUCCUUCAUCUUCCUUAGCAGUGGAGCGAAUAGUUAGGAGGCAUGGAGCCAGUCACUGGCCCUGGCUCUUCAUCGGGAGGUGCAUGGAAGUGCAGUGAAUACUUUUCCCUCUUCCCUCACAUGGUUUGGAGAUUAAGGUGCACACCAUUAGGAUAAUGAGAUUUUCUUCUGAGGUGUGCUGCCCGUUCUAGCGUGUUCUAAGAAGCAGACAGUUGAUGUUUGUUUAUAUUGUAGGUCAGCUGUCAGGAGAGUCCGCAGCCUUAGUAUGAAUGACAUCUGGCACAACUUGUGAAGCAUCUACUGUAUGGAAGGCACAGUGUUCUCUAUCCUUCCUGCACAUUCAAUGUAUUGGUCCUUUAAAUUAUUUCAGUUUUAACUUGUGAAAGCUUAUAGUAUUAUUUCUGGUAUUUUAGAAAUACAUUAGAUUCUGUGAGUCUCAUUCUUUAAGAUAUAGAUGUGUGAACUUCAAUAUAAAGUUGCAUUUGCCAAAAUA
Mastomys coucha (southern multimammate mouse) is the source of this 3701-nucleotide messenger RNA. It is a transcript of the gene Gpr85, whose product is annotated as G protein-coupled receptor 85. The record is from RefSeq and is a predicted model, not a curated record. Bases 1244 to 2356 code for a protein of 370 amino acids. Gene Ontology annotation, cellular component: plasma membrane. The transcript has 4 exons. Lineage: Eukaryota; Metazoa; Chordata; Mammalia; Rodentia; Muridae. Gene Ontology annotation, molecular function: G protein-coupled receptor activity. Gene Ontology annotation, biological process: G protein-coupled receptor signaling pathway.